GCGGGCAAGAGCAAACCCGCUUGGCUGAGGAGCAAGUGGCUAAGAUCCAGGCUCGCCUUGAGGAGCAGCAGGACCCUGAAACCUUCCUUAAGGUCGGUGCAUCUCUGAAUGAAUCUAUGGGGCCUUCCAGUCCAGCUCUGGGCUGCAUGCAGGAUUGUCCCCAAAUUUCUCCCAAGGCACUCCACAUCCUGCAUACAUUAUAUAAAUGAAAUAAGUUUGUAUCUGUUUGCUUAUCAUUACCCAUCAUAGGGGAACCUGUGGCCCACAGGCCAAACUUGGCCUGUGAGGCCAUUUUGGGGAAACCACACCCACCCGCUCUACACCCAAUAGUGUAGUGGCAAAUGCAGAAGUGCAGGGUCCCUCCAUGAUAAUCACAGCCACCCCCCCCCUUUUUUCCUGCUGGCUUGAGAGUCAGAUCCUUGUUUACGCCUUCUCCCACAACAACAGACGUCCCUAGGAGCCAAUCAGCAUGAAAGGGGAGAAUGUUAACUACUGAGAAGCGUCUUCUUUGAUGGGCUUCAAUUAGCAAGAAAGGACAAUGAAGCAGGUUAGAAGACUCUUCUCAGUGGCUCACACACUCCCCUUUCUUGCUGAUUGGCUCCUAGGAUGCUGGAGACACCUGAUGGGACCCUGCUCCCCAAAAUGUAAGGGGUCUAAGACCCCCUGGGCCCUGGAUGACUACAACCCUGUCGACACCUGAAGUUACACAUGAAGUCAGGUGUGGGGUGGGUAAGGGCGGUGCUUCAAAGGAACAAUUGGGAGCUUAAAGUGAUGAGUGUGCUUUGCUCAAGGAAGGGGAAGCUGUUUCCAUUCAGUGGAAAUGGCUUCUCUCUCCCGGGGCUGCUCUCUGAAGCCGCCCUGCGCUGUGACUUUCAACCUAGGAGCAGUGAAAGGAGGCUUGGAAAGCAUAGGGCUGGCAACACCCCUUGCCCCGUGGCUCCCAAGCUUGGGAACCCCACACGAGGGAUUUUGACAGGUGGGUGGGACAACCCACCUGUCAAUCAUCUGACAUGACAGGUGGGUUGCUCUACUCACCUGCCAAAGUUGGUUUGCGGGAUGGGGUCUGACAGAGAAUUGGUCCCCAGAACCAAAGAAGUUCCCCACUCUUGACUAAAGGGAAAGCCUAUCAGUAUGACCAACUGUAGGGGACCUGAAAUGGGUAUUGACUCCAUAAAGGAUUCAAAUGAAGAUGUGGAGAAGUGAUGCAAAGUUUGGAAGAACUGCAACUAAUUUUAGAGAGGAAGGGAUUAAAUGUCAGAAUGACCUGUAACAAUCCGAGCACUGGGUUGCUGAAAGUAACAGAAGCAAUUUAAAAAGUAUUAAAUAUGAGGAAGAGAGCCAAGUGUGGUGUAGCGGUUAAGGUAUUGGACUUUGACCUGGGAGACCAGGGUUCAAAUCCCCACACAGCCAUGAAGCUCAAUGGGCCUGUCGCUGCCUCUCAGUCUCAGAGGGAGGCAAUGGUAAACCCCCUCUGAAUACCGCUUACCAUGAAAACCCUAUUCACAGGGUCUCCAUAAGUCGAGAUCGACUUGAAGGCAGUCCAAAUAUGGGGAAAUGAAACGCAGUGGUAUUAAAACAAAAUGCAAGGAAGCUCACAAGAGAAUUCCCUUGCUCAGGAAGUCCUAGGCUACAGGAGGUCACCAUCUAACCAUGAUUACCUCAGCUUAUAUGAUCUAGCUGCAAAAAAACCCCCAAAACAAAAUACCAGUUAUCGUUUGGAGUGGGUCAGUUGGCGCCACCUGUGACAGGCAAUUGCAUUGCUUGCUUCCAUUAAACUGUGGCUGGUGAGGGGAGGGGCUCAGGAGGGUGUGUAGCCUGGGGAGAGUUCCAAGGGCCCAGCAGAGAGACGUGGAGAGCUAUAUUUGGCCCUGGGGCCUAAGGUUCCCCACCCUGCAAUAGACUUUGGCUGGGAUAUUACAACCAGUUUUACAAAAGCUUGGGACCCAAGAAGUUAAAGGAGUGCCUCUCCCAAUAUGGGCUGACCCAUUUUUUGUGACUGACAGGGGAGGCCCUGCUCAUGGUCUCGACAGGUGGGGGUGGUGAUGGGAGGCAGGGCCUUCACUGUGGUGUUGCCCCACUUAUGUAACUCUCUGCUCUAGGGAAAUGUGACUGUCUGUCCCCCCUCACAGUCAACUUUUAAGUGACACUUGAAGAUAGAUUUAUUUAUUCAUUUUCAAGCCUUUGGUAUAUAGAUGGAGCAAGAAGUCCAUCAGCUCAAGUACUGCUGCAUUUACUGUGUCUGCUACUUCACGCUUUUUGAGUUUUGAUAUAGGUUUUAAUCACUGUUUUAACAAUGGUUUUACUAUGAUUGUUUUUUGUGAUUGCUGUGUGUCACUUUGGGCUCUUACGGGAGGAAGAGAUGGAUAGAAAACCGAUAAUGAAGGUAACUAAUUUUGGUUGCACAGUUUUACGGAGCUUCCAUGGAAGCCAGGACAGGAAAGUAUUCUGAACUGCCAGUCUUUCUCCUUAAAUUUCUGUUUCCCCCCCCCUUUUGCAGGGCAUCAAGGCCUUCACAGAGAACUCCCUGCCGUAUCACCUUGGACCCUGCCACUAACCACCCCAACCUUGUGCUCUCCAAGGACCUUGACAGUGUCCGUCUAGAAGACUGCCCUGAGGAGGAGGUCCCUGAUGGGCCGGAGAGAUUCAGCAAGUCUGUGUGUGUACUGGGUGCCCAGGGCUUUACCUCGGGACGCCAUUACUGGGAAGUGGAGGUGGGUGAUAAAACCAGCUGGGACAUUGGCGUGGCCCAGGAGUCGGUCAACAGGAAGGAGGCCAAAGUGACCGUCAAGCCCAGCAAUGGAUUCUGGGCCAUCUGGCUGCGGAAUGGCAGUGAAUACAAGGCCCUUGACUCUCCCUCCCAGCAGCUGCUCCCCAAGAGCAAGCCACAGAAAGUAGGGGUCUACCUGGAUUAUGAAGGGGGACAGGUCUCCUAUGACGCUGACACCAUGGCCCACAUCUUCACCUUUUCAGAUGUCUUCUCUGAGUGCCUCUACCCCAUGUUUAGCCCUGGAGUCAACAAAGAUGGACUCAAUGGUGAACCCCUCCGCCUCAUACCCCCACGGGCAUAGCAAGGGCUGUACCUCAAAGUCCCACCAAGCCCUGCCUUGACUCUUUUCCCCUUGUAAACAGUCUAAGACUCCUACUUUGUGCUGAGUUGUUGAAGCAGAGUGGAUCUGGAUCUCCUGAUGCCUGGAUGGGAAACCAUUGGAGCCCCAUGCUAGGCUGCUCUGAGCUUUCCAACGAAAGAGUGGGGAUAAAUGUAUAAUAAGAGCUUGUGUGUAGUGUAGUGGCUAAGGUGUUGGACUAUGACCCAGGAGACCAGGGUUCGAAUCCCCACACCGCCAUGAAGCUCACUGGGUGAUGUUGGGCCAGUCACUGCCUCUCAGCCUCAGAGGAAGGCAAUGGUAAAACCACCUCUGAAUACUGCUUACCAUGAAAACCCUAUUCAUAUGGUCGCCAUAAGUUGACUUGAAGGCAGUCCAUUUCCAUUUUCACAAAUACUUGCAGAAACAACCUGCAGCAUUCCUGAAUUUUUUUGUACUCUGGGCAGUGGGUGGCUGGUGUCCAUUGGGACUGGUAAUGUGCAAGGCAGGGAGGCCAACAGUAGGUGGAGCCAAAGGCAAUGAUUGGCAGAGCCGGAGCCAAUGACAGGCAGAGGCAACUAAUUCUAGUUCUGUUUCCGCCUUCCUGCUGAGUUCUAUGAGGGCAGCACUGAGACUAAGGAGGAGGAAGUGGACAGGCAGUACCACUUCCUGUGCUAGUUAUGAGCAAGAAGGCAGGCAGGCGGGAGGUUGGACAGUGCCCCAUUUGCCCUAAUGGACGAGUCUCUGCUGACUCUGGGGUAUGUAUUUGGAUUCCUGCAUUGAGCAGGGGGUUGGACUUGAUGGCCUUAUAGGCCCCUUCCAACUCUACCAUUCUAUGAUUCCAUGUUAUGUACUGAUUUCCCCCUGAGAUCAGGGCUGCCGGCAGUGGCUGCUAUUUCCCUACAAUGGCCAGUACCUUUUGCUGCAACCUCCCUCUAAAUCACCCUUCCUCGACCUGGUACCCUCCAGAUGUUUGGUACUACAGUUUCCAUUGUCCCAAGCCGAUAUAGCUGUGGUGGCUGGAGCUGAUGGGAGUUGUAGUCCAAAACAUCUGGAUGGCACCCAGUUGGAGAAGGCUACUUUCAAUACAGAUCGUUAUAUACUUAUGCUGUUGCACUAAAUUUGACUCAGAGUAUUGAUUUAUAAUAUGUGAUGAGCACUUCUUAUAGAUUUUUAUUAAAAUAAGUGACCAGGUUUUUAAAGAUUGUGUUUAGAAGAACAUACGUGUUGAUUUGUAAGAUACAGGGCAGUAUCUAGUGCCAUUCAUGCUCUAAGUAGAUCCAUUGGAAUGAAUACACUUAAGUAAAUUAAGUCUAUUGAUUUCAGUGGGUCUGACAUGAAUAUGACUGAUGUUGGAUCUCUCUCUGACACACACACACUGCAUCUCUUUUUUUAAAUUUUAUUUAUUUGCAGAAUCUAAUAUACCGAGAAAUACAAAAAGAAACAAAUAGGCAAGUUUUAAAACCGACGGUACAUUUCCAUUACAUAACUGGAAAAAAAAUUACAGGUAUCUUAAAGUUCCCAAUAGUAUAUAUGGGUCUAUGUUAUCUUGUACCUUAC
This is a messenger RNA of Rhineura floridana, 4643 nucleotides long. Its product is annotated as zinc-binding protein A33-like. The transcript is spliced from 2 exons. NCBI's taxonomy places the organism in Eukaryota, Metazoa, Chordata, Lepidosauria, Squamata, Rhineuridae. The coding region runs from base 2421 to 3068 and encodes 215 amino acids. Gene Ontology annotation, molecular function: protein binding. The record is from RefSeq and is a predicted model, not a curated record.